UCGGAAGUGGUGGGACCCCUGCUUGACUCUGGCAUGCCAAGGGUUAAUCCAAGAUGGCUGGGUUUACGGGUUCAUGCUUUGUAUGUUUUAAAAUGAAGGUGUCACGUAUCGCAUGGUUAUUAUGUAAAAGCACCGAGGUGAGGAGGCAUACAGUAUGUAGAACAUUCACCAGUGGAUCCACCACCCGACAACAACAGCUAUCAAGCGCGAGGGGUAGUAUUUGUAGGUAUUCAACUGAAUCUUCAAUCAAUGGUUGUACGGCCCUGUUGUACAGAAACCACGGCGACCCGUCUCAAGUUGUUCAGUUGGAGAGCAUGGAGCUUCCCUCUGUUGGUGCUAAGAGUGUCCUUGUAAAAUUGCUGGCAGCCCCCAUCAACCCUUCUGACAUAAACAUGAUCCAAGGUUCCUAUGCCAUCCUACCUGACCUUCCAGCAGUAGGAGGAAAUGAGGGGGUGGGCCAGAUCCUGGAAGUGGGCAGCCAGGUGAAAGCACUCAGACCAGGGGACUGGGUGAUCCCAAGAGAUGCUGGAUUAGGGACGUGGAGGACAGCCGCGGUUUUAGCUGAAAACGAUGUGAUCUCUCUGCCCAAUGACAUCCCCCUGUUCUCUGCAGCCACACUGGGUGUUAACCCCUGCACUGCCUUUAGGAUGCUCUCUGACUUUGAGGAGCUGAAACCAGGUGACACAGUGAUCCAGAAUGCAGCCAACAGUGGUGUGGGUCAGGCUGUCAUACAGAUCGCUGCUGCAAGGGGGAUCCAAACCAUCAACGUGGUCAGAGACCGGCCAGACCUCACACAGCUUAUUGACAGGCUGAAGGCUAUGGGCGCCAGUCAUGUGAUCAAAGAGGAGACCCUGAGGCGGCAUGAAAUGAAGGAACUUUUCAGGACCUGUCCAAGGCCUAAGCUGGCACUGAACGGAGUUGGGGGAAAGAGUGCAACAGAACUUCUCCGUCACUUACAGGUUGGAGGGUCGAUGGUGACGUAUGGAGGGAUGGCCAAGCAGCCAGUCACUGUUCCUGUGAGUGCCCUGAUUUUCAAAAAUGUGAAAGUCAAAGGGUUCUGGGUCACCCAGUGGAAGAGAACCUACUCUCAGGAUGAGGGGGCCUUACGGGGAAUGCUGGAUGAGCUCUGCUCUCUGAUCCGCCAGGGAAAGCUGACCGCACCUGCCUGUUCUGAGGUAGGCCUCCAAGACUUCCGGAAAGCACUGGACACUGCCAUGCAGCCGUUCACCUCAGCCAAACAGGUCCUGGUCAUGUGACCCCUCAGGAAGGAAGGAACUUCCUGGACUUGUCCAAUAAGAAACAUUGUUUUGCACUGGGUGCCCAAUUGAAUACGACCCUGCAUACAAAACGAAGUCCCGGGCACGUUCAACGGGUGCAGCCCCAAGACUGCUGCUUCAUCAUUGUCGGAAAUGCGUUGCUCAAGCACACGUUCAAUAAAUGUGUGUUUUCCGUAGUGGCUCAAAGUCCACUAUAUAUAUUAUCAGCACCACUUUAUUUCCAUAUUUCCUGACAACAGUUAAUGGAAAUUAUUUCAGAAUGGUCAUGGAUUCCUUGACAACUUAUGUAUUGUCGAUUUAUGUUUAUUUCUCCUGAAUGGUAACAUUGUUAUAUCCUGGUCCCAGAUCGGUUUGUGCUGUCUUGGCGACUCCUAUGGUUAUUACUAUGCAAGACGGCACAAACAGAUCUGGGACCAGGCUGACGUGGCUAUGCAACACAUGGUGUUCUGGUAAAACACUGAACAUUUGUCAAAGAUUAAGCUAUUUUUAAAGAGUUCAAAUUACUUGUUGUAUGGACACGUGCAAAUACCAUCAUGAUGCGUGUUAGACAGGUUUAUUGCUUUAAAAACAAUAGCGCAGGGUCCAACUAGAGCUGUUACACUGACCAUGUUAAAUUCCAUGUGAACAUUAAGUUGUAGUAACUACUAGGCUUCUCUAAGCUCUGAUGUUGCUGAUGGUCAUUAGUAGUCUACCAAACUUGCUAACUGCCUGGUACUCAGCAUUCCAUUGUCCCUUUAAUCACUCUGACAUCAAUAAAAUUUAUCAAAUCAAACACUUCAUAAGAGCUAAUUUCUCACAACAUUUCUAUAGGCUAUGAAAUGGUGUGAGAAAAGGGUUUUGAUGGCCUCUAAUAAAAAGAUGAUCCCAUCAGCUUCCUAUAGGCUAGGCCUACUAUAUUUAUCAACAUUCCUAAUAUUAAGCACAUUGCUUCGCUUUACAACAGGAGUAUAGCCUACCUGGCUGGCAUGGAAAAUGAACCUCAGGCAAAGCGUCCUCCAUUCGCUAUUUAAAUGCAUAGAUGACGUGUAUUUUUUCCCCCUUGCCGCCGUUGCGAGACAGGUGCAUGGUAAUGGUCCAUUCUAUACUGAACAAAAUGAUAAAUGCAACAAUUUCAAUGAAUUACGGCGUGACAGUUCAUAUAAGGAAGUCAGUCAAUUUAAAUAAAUUAGGCCCCAGCUAUGGAUUUCACAUGACUGGGCAUGGGUGGGCAUAGCCCCAAUCAAUCCGAAUGAGUUUUUCCCCACAAAAGGGCUUUAUUACAGACAGGGUGGCUGGUCUCCGAUUAUCCCGCAAGUGAAGAAGCCGGAAGUGGAGGUCCUGGGCUGGUGUUUUUGCACGUGGUCUGCGGUUGUGAGGCCGGUUGGACGUACUGCCAAAUUCUCUUAAAUGACAUUGGAGGUGGCUUAUUGUAGAGAAAUUAACAUUACAUUUUCA
Molecule: messenger RNA, 2711 nt
Organism: Oncorhynchus gorbuscha (pink salmon)
Lineage: Eukaryota; Metazoa; Chordata; Actinopteri; Salmoniformes; Salmonidae
Product: enoyl-[acyl-carrier-protein] reductase, mitochondrial-like
Exons: 10
Coding region: 54-1256 (400 amino acids)
Biological process (GO): fatty acid metabolic process
Cellular component (GO): mitochondrion
Molecular function (GO): trans-2-enoyl-CoA reductase (NADPH) activity
Source: RefSeq, a predicted model, not a curated record